Messenger RNA from Sphaeramia orbicularis (orbiculate cardinalfish), 4916 nucleotides. Its product is annotated as NACHT, LRR and PYD domains-containing protein 12-like. Gene Ontology annotation, molecular function: protein binding. Lineage: Eukaryota; Metazoa; Chordata; Actinopteri; Kurtiformes; Apogonidae. The coding region runs from base 876 to 4892 and encodes 1338 amino acids. The record is from RefSeq and is a predicted model, not a curated record. The transcript is spliced from 19 exons.
GUAAACUUUUGCUGUUUUUAAUAAACCAGAUUCUGGACCAACCUUUUUUUUAAAAAAAAACAAAAAAACUCAACCGUUCUCUUGGUGAAUUUUUCUUCAUUCUCCUGUUGUGUUCCCCCGACACCGACUUCAAGUGUCCUCUGUUAGUGCUCAUUCUGUGGGAAAUCCCUGAUCCAUGACCUUCUGGCUUCUGGUUGAAGCCAUUCCAGGACAGACUGGACCAGAAGGACUCCAGGCUCAGCAGAGGACAUUCAUAUCAGACUAACUGUGCCUUUAGUUCUACCUGAGACUCCUCCUUCUUCCAGCCUGUGGGACGACACACAACAAAGUACACAAUGUAGACUGGGAAGGCAUGUGUGGAUCCACAAAGUCCAGACUAUGUUCCCACAUUGUUCAGUUAUUCAAAGCAGAGUCAGUGUAUGGAGGCACCCAAAAACUGGACAGGUUCAAGAGGAGAAGACAGAGGGCUGGAACUAGCUGCACGUCCUCUCUGGCUGACACCUCCAGCUCUGUCACAGCAGUUCAAGGGUCCUCCACCACAGAGCCCACCACAGACUCAGACCAUCAACAGGAGCUUUGCACUACCGAUUAGAUAAACACCGCUUCAGCCUCCAUCUGUUCCUGCUUAUCUGGUGUGGAGGGCGGGACCAUGUCAGGUUUGUUUUCAGACCGUUGUUUCAUGAUUGCAUUGUGUGGAAGAUCGAAGACCAGUGUGCGAGGUACAUGAAUGAAGGGCCAUGGAUUUGAGAACCAGCUGAGUUCUUCAUCCCCAGUGGAGACAGAACCAGAGUCUGAAACCGGCUCAGGACAAGAGGACUGAACAGUUCCUUCUCUUCUGGUGAAGGUGGAGAGUUCACCUGAAGCCAUACGAAAAGAUGGCAACGCCAAAAGAGGUCCUUUUUGGAACGCUGGAGGAUUUGGGAAGUGAAGACUUUAAAGUAUUUAAGUGGUACUUGCAGCAGCAGGAUAUCAUGGAAACCUUCCCGGCCAUCCCGAUAAGUCGACUGGAAGAAGCCGACAGAGUGGACACAGUCGAUCAGAUGGUGAAGACCUACAGUAUCAACACUAUUAAAGUCGCCACAAUGGUUUUGGUGAAGAUGGACAAGAAUCAUCUUGUGGAGAACUUAUCACAGUGCACCUCAGAACCUGCAGACAUUCUUGCCCAGUGUCUGCAGAAAGUCAAAGUCAAGCUAAAGAAUAAAUUUAAGGGUUUCAUUGAAAAACUCACAAAAACGAGAAACAGAAAACCAUUUGAUGAGAUUUACACAGAUAUCUACAUUACCAUGGCAGAGACCGGAGUGGUCAAUGUGGAACAUGAGGUCCGACAGAUUGAAAGAACCUCCCUUAAACAAGACAGACCAGAAACUACCACAUGUAACGACAUCUUUAAUCGCACAAAUGACAAAGGUGAACCAGUCAGAACAGUGCUGACAAAGGGUGUGGCCGGCAUCGGGAAAACGGUCGUGACACAGAAGUUCAGUGUGGACUGGGCUGAAGACAAAGCCAACCAGGACGUACACUUCACAUUUCCACUCACCUUCAGAGAGCUGAAUGUGCUGAAACAGAAGAAGUUCAGCUUAGUGGAACUCAUUCAUCACUUCUUCACUGAAACCAAACAAGCAGGAAUCUGGAUCUUUAAAGACCUCCAGGUGGUGUUCAUCUUAGACGGUCUGGAUGAGUGUCGACCUCCUCUGGACUUCAACAACACUCAGAUCCUGACUGAUGUGACAGAGUCCACCUCAGUGGAUGUGCUGCUGAUGAACCUCAUCAGGGGGAACCUGCUUCCCUCUGCUCGCCUCUGGAUAACCACACGACCUGCAGCAGCCAAUCAGAUCCCUGCUGAGUAUGUUGACGUGGUGACAGAGGUCAGAGGGUUCACUGACCCACAGAAGGAGGAGUACUUCAGGAAGAGGUUCACAGAUGAGGAACAGGCCAACACAGUCAUCUCCCACAUCAGGAUGUCACGAAGUCUCCAUAUCAUGUGCCACAUUCCACUCUUCUGCUGGGUCACCUCUAGAGUUUUGCAGGACAUGUUGAAUCAUAAAGGAGAGGAACUGCCAAAGACCCUGACUGAGAUGUACAUCUACUUCCUGGUGGUUCAGACCAAACAGAAGAACAUCAAGUAUGAUGGAAGAUCUGAGAGAGAUUCACACUGGAGUCCAGAGAACAAGAAGAUGAUCGAGUCUCUGGGAAAACUGGCCUUUGAGCAGCUGCAGAAAGGGAACCUGAUCUUCUAUGAAUCCGACCUGACAGAGUGUGGCAUCGACAUCACAUCAGCCUCAGUGUACUCAGGAGUGUUCACAGAGAUCUUCAAAGAGGAGAGAGGAAUGUAUGAGGACAAGAUGUUCUGCUUCAUCCAUCUGAGUGUCCAGGAGUUUCUGGCUGCUCUUCAUGUCCAUGAGACCUUCAUCAAGACUGGACUCAAUCUGCUUUCAGAGGAAACCCAAAGAUCUAAACUAUUAAGAAAAAUGUGUAAACUGCAGCAUCUCCACCAGACUGCUGUGAACCAAGCUUUAAAAAGUCCAAACGGACACCUGGACUUGUUCCUUCGUUUCCUCCUGGGUCUUUCUUUGGAGUCCAAUCAAAUUCUUCUGCAUGGCCUGCUGACACAGACAGGACGUUGCUCCGAGACUAAUCAGGAAACAGUUAAAUACGUGAAGAAGAAAAUGAAGAAAAAUGUCCUCCCAGAGAAAAAUAUCAAUCUGUUCCACUGUCUGAAUGAACUGAAUGAUCGAUCUCUAGAGGAUCAGAUCCAGCUCUACCUGAGUUCAGGACAUCUCGCCACAGAUAAACUAACUUCUGCUCAGUGGUCUGCUCUGGUCUUCAUCUUGUUGUCAUCAGAAAAAGACCUGCACAUAUUUGACCUGAGGAAAUACUCUGCUUCAGAGGAGGCUCUUCUGAGGCUGCUGCCAGUGGUCAAAGCCUCCAACAAAACUCUGCUGACUGGCUGUAAUCUGUCAGAGAGAAGCUGUGAAGCUCUAGCCUCAGUUCUUGGCUCCUGGUCAUCUACUCUGAGACAUCUAGACCUGAGUAACAACGACCUGAAAGAUUCAGGAGUGGAGAUACUUUGUGUUGCCCUAAAGAGUCCAAACUGUGUCCUGGAAACUCUCAGGUUGAACAGUUGUGGUCUGACACAGGGAAGUUGUGAGGAUCUGUCCUUGGUUCUCAGCUCCCAGUGUUCUACUCUGAUGGAGUUAGACCUGAGUAACAAUGACCUCCAGGAUUCAGGAGUGGAGCUGGUUUCUUCUGGACUGGAGAGUCCACACUGCUCUUUGGGCAUUCUCAGGUUGACCAGCUGUAACCUCUCCGAGAGAAGCUGUGAAGCUCUGUCCUCUGUCCUCAGCUCCCACUCCUCUAGUCUGAGGAAACUGGAUCUAAGUCAAAACAACCUGAAUGAUUCAGGGGUGAAGAUGCUGUGUUCUGCACUGAAGAGUCCCAACGGCAAACUGGAAAUCCUCAGUUUGAUAGUGUGUAGACUGUCGAGGAGAAGCUGUGAAGUCCUGUCCUCCGUCCUCAGCUGCCCAUCCUCCAGUCUCCGACAGUUGGAUCUGAGUAACAACAAGCUGUUGGACUCAGGAGUGAAGAUGCUGCUGAGUGGAUUAGAGAGUCCAAACUGCAAACUGGAAACUCUCAGGUUGAACGGCUGUCACAUGUCAGAGGAAACAUGUGAAGAUCUGUCGUCAGUUCUGAGCUCUCAGUCGUCUGGUCUGAAGGAAGUGGAUCUGAGAAACAACAACCUGAUGGAUUCAGGAGUGGAGCUGCUGUGUUCUGGACUGAAGACUGACCACUGUACCGUGGACAUCCUCAGCCUGACUGGAUGUAAUCUGUCGGACAGAAGUUGUGAAGCUCUGUCCUCAGUUCUCAGCUCUCAGUGUUCGGUUCUGAUGGACUUGGACCUGAGUAAUAACGACCUGAAGGAUUCAGGGGUGGAGCUUCUGUGUGCUGCGUUAACCCGACCCCAGUGCACCCUGGGAAUUCUCAGGUUGACUUUCUGCAGUCUUUCAGAGAAAAGUUGUGAGGCUCUGUCCUCAGUUCUCAGCUCCCAGUCGUCUAGUCUGAAGGAAGUGGACCUCAGUAACAAUGACCUCCAGGAUUCAGGAGUGAAGAUACUUUCUACUGGUCUGAAAAGUCCACACUGUGCCCUGGAAACUCUCAGACUGUCAGGGUGUCUGAUCACAGAGGGGGGGUGUGCAUCUCUGGCCUCAGCCCUGAAGUCCAAUCCUUCCCACCUCCGUGAACUCGACCUGAGCUACAACCAUCCAGGAAAACCAGGAGUGAAGCUUCUGUCUGCUUUACUGAAGGAUCCACACUGGAAACUGGGUGUUCUCAGGUUGGACCAUGGUGGACCACACAGGUUAAAACCUGGUCUGAAGAAGUAUUUCUGUGCGCUCACCCUGGACAUCACACCGCCAACAGACACCUCAGACCUGUCCGACAACAACCGGAGGGUGAUCCGGCUGGAGGAGGAGCUGCCGUACCCGGACCAUCCGGACCGCUUCGACCGCUGUCAGGUACUGUGUUGCACUGGUCUGACUGGGCGCUGUUACUGGGAGGUGGAGCGGAGGGGAUGGGUGGACGUCGCAGUGGACCUACCGACGGACUCAGAAGGAAAGGACGAGAUUUUUUCAACCAGUGCUGGGAGGAAACUUCAGUCCUGGUGUCUGUUCUGCUCCGAUUAUGGGUUCUCCGUCUGGCACAAUCACAAACAAAUAACCCUCGUUGAUUCCUCCCGCUCCUCCUCCCCUCCUCCUCCUCCUCCUCCUCCUCCUCCCCUUCUUCUUCCUCUCCCUCCUCCUCUUCUUCCUCUCCCUCAUCCUCCCAUCGGGUGGCGGUCUACGUGGACUGUCCUGCUGGAUCUCUGUCCUUCUACACCGUCUCCUCGGACAAACUGAUCCACCUCCACACCAUCUACACCA